This is a messenger RNA of Camellia sinensis, 4374 nucleotides long. RefSeq names its product kinesin-like protein KIN-12B. Gene Ontology annotation, molecular function: microtubule binding; ATP binding; microtubule motor activity. Gene Ontology annotation, biological process: microtubule-based movement. NCBI's taxonomy places the organism in Eukaryota, Viridiplantae, Streptophyta, Magnoliopsida, Ericales, Theaceae. The record is from RefSeq and is a predicted model, not a curated record.
AAAUUCAGCCCCUCUCAAACCCUUCCAACGGCUACAUUUCUCUCUCUCUCUCUCUCUCUCUCUCUCUAUUCCUCAACUCUUUCUCUCGCUGCCUUGGCUCUUCAAUUGGCUGAUCCAACCCUACUCUCUCUCUCUCUACUUUCUCUCUCUAGACUCUUGCAAACGAUGAAGCACUUUAUGCAACCAAGAAAUGCGAUCUUGAGAGAGAACCACCCGUCUUCGGAAUCCGCAACGUCUCCGAACCCUAGUUCUGUGAAGCAGAGAUCUGCUUCUUCUUCUUCUCGCAAGCAUAAAUCGUCGAAAGAGAACGCUCCGCCGUUGGAUCCGAAUGCAAUGCUGGAUUCUCCGUUGGUCGCCGGAAAACCAUCGCCGGCGGCAGUAGGGAAGAUCAAGAGUCCGCUUCCGCCGAGGCCACCGUCUUCGAACCCUCUGAAGCGGAAGUUAAGCAUCGAGUCCAUCCCCGAGAACGGACUUCCUGGAUCUUCUGAUACUGGAGUAAAGGUUAUAGUGCGAAUGCGGCCACCAAGUAAGGACGAGGAAGAAGGAGAUUUGAUAGUUCAGAAAACAGCUAAUGAUUCUUUGUCCAUCCUUGGACAGACAUUUACAUUUGAUUCUGUUGCUGACACUAAUUCAACACAGCUAGAUAUAUUCCAGCUUGUUGGAGCUCCUCUUGUUGAAAAUUGCCUUGCCGGGUUUAACAGCUCUGUUUUUGCAUAUGGACAGACUGGUAGCGGAAAGACUUAUACAAUGUGGGGACCUGCCAAUGCCUUGUUGGGAGAAAACCUAUCAAGUGAUCAACAGGGCUUAACGCCUCUUGUUUUUGAGCGACUUUUUGCCCGCAUAGAUGAGGAGCAAAUUAAGCAUGCUGAUAAGCAGCAACUAAUGUAUCAGUGUCGCUGUUCUUUUCUUGAGAUAUACAAUGAACAAAUCACUGAUUUGUUGGAUCCGAGCCAAAGAAACCUCCAGAUAAGAGAAGAUGUCAAAUCUGGUGUCUAUGUUGAGAAUUUGACAGAGGAGUGUGUAUCUACAAUGAAGGAUGUAACACAACUUCUAAUAAAGGGAUUAUCAAACAGGAGGACUGGUGCAACAAGUAUAAAUGCUGAGAGUUCCCGUUCACAUAGUGUAUUUACUUGUGUUGUUGAAUCACGAUACAAGAGUGUGGCAAACGGUUUAAGCUGCUUCAAAUCAAGCAGAAUAAACCUCGUUGAUCUUGCUGGUUCAGAAAGACAGAAAUUAACAGGUGCAGCUGGUGAACGCUUGAAGGAAGCGGGGAAUAUCAAUCGAUCGCUUUCACAGCUUGGGAACUUGAUAAACAUUCUUGCAGAAGUUUCCCAAACAGGAAAGCAGAGGCACAUUCCCUACAGAGAUUCCAGGUUAACAUUCUUAUUGCAGGAAUCUCUUGGUGGAAAUGCAAAACUUGCAAUGGUCUGUGCUAUUUCUCCUACGCAAAGCUGUAAGAGUGAGACUUUAAGCACACUGAGAUUUGCCCAGCGUGCAAAGGCUAUCAAGAACAAGGCAGUCGUUAAUGAAGUAAUGCAGGAUGAUGUAAAUUUCUUGCGUGAAGUGAUACGGCAAUUGAAGGAUGAACUGCUUCGCAUGAAGGCAAAUGGCAACCAAACUGACCCAAAUGGAGGUUAUUCAACAGGGUGGAAUGCCCGUAGAAGCUUAAAUCUCUUGAAAUUUAGCCUUAAUCGUCCAAUGACGUUACCUCACAUAGAUGAUGACAGUGAUGAAGAAAUGGAAAUUAUUGAGGAUGCUGAUCAAUUUGGUGUUCAGUCAGAAGACAGUGAAGCAAACAAUGCCAUGGAUGUGAGCAAUCAAGAAACUGAACAGUUGGACUCACAACAUACAGCCUGCAAAGAAGGAACUUCUGGGGAGCCUCAGCCAGAUACAUCUGAAAGUUCUUGUAUUGAAAAUCAAGGCUCGAAGGACAUAGAUGUCAUUAUGGAGGAAGAAAUAUCUGACCAAGUUGACAAGCAUGGUGAAGGAAGUGACAAAGAUUCUUUUGGGAAGCCCUGUCAGGAGUCUCUCACCUCAUCUAUUAGUAAUUUGCUGAAUGAAGAAUCACCAAGUAAGCCAGUGGGGAAUAGUCCCACACACCUAUGUUCGAAGCCAGCAGGUCAAACUUCUGCAGAUAAUGCAGUAAAAGGUGUGUCUGGUACUUCUCCAAAUGGCUGUGACAAUCAUAUUGCUCCUUCUAACCUCAGCCUAGUUCCAUGUGAAAUACCCCCAAUUCUUAAGUCACCCACACCCAGUGUUUCACCAAGAGUUAAUGACAACAGCAGGAAAAGCCUUAGGAAUUCAUCCGUAUUAACUCCUUCCCGGAAAGAUCUCAGGGAUGAUGAGUUAGGCUCAGAGGCUGUACAUAUAUCUUUUGCAAAGGCCUCAAAAAGCAGCUGUCUGAAUUCUCAGUCGACAAAAUCAAGUAGAAGUGGUUUUCCACCAACUGAAUAUUUGGCUGCUAGUCUGCACCGUGGUCUUGAAAUUAUCGAUAGUCAUCGACAGAGUUCUGCUUUGAGGCGUUCAUCAUUCAGAUUUUCAUAUAAACCUGCUGAUAUUAAGCCAAUUUUACCAAUUGACAAAGUUGAUGUGGGUGUACAAACUCUUCCUCAAAAUGAGUUACCAGAAGAGGAUUUAUUGGUGUUCUUGUGUAGUAAAUGCAAGAGUGGAAAUUCUCCGCAAGAGAUCAAAGAUGCGAAUGACACUUCAAAUUUGCAGUUAGUACCUGUGGAUGGAUUACCGUCGGUGGACAAAUCUAAGAAGCUAGUUCCGAAAGCAGUAAAAAAAGUCUUGGUGGGAGCUAUUCGUAGAGAGAUGGCAUUAGAAGAGUUUAGUGCCAAACAAACUUCUGAAAUUAUGCAACUUAAUCGUUUGGUCCAACAGUACAAGCAUGAGAGGGAAUGCAAUGAGAUUAUUGGACAGACACGGGAAGAUAAAAUUGUACGCCUUGAGAGCCUGAUGGAUGGCAUUUUAACUACCGAGGAGUUCAGAGAGGAUGAGUUAGUAUCACUAAAGAUUGAGCAUGAGCUUCUGAAGGAAAAAUAUGAAAACCAUCCAGAAGUUUUGAGGACAAAAAUUGAGUUAAAAAGAGUUCAAGAUGAGCUGGAGCAAUACAAGAACUUCUUUCAUAUGGGCGAGAAGGACGUGUUGUUGGAAGAGAUUCAAGAUCUAAGAAACCAGCUGCAUUAUUAUAUAGACUCUGCACCAAUGUCAGCUCGAAAACAAGGUCCUAUCCUGCAGUUAACCUAUUCAAGCGAGCCCAGUGUGGCUCCAACUUUGUGCACAAUUCCAGAGUCAACUGAAGAGAGUGCUGAACAGAAACUUGAACAGGAGAGAAUUCGUUGGAUGGAAGUAGAGAGCAAGUGGAAUUAUAUUGCUGAAGAAUUGAAGAUUGACCUUGAAGCUAGCCGUUCUCUAGCUGAGAAGUGGAAGCAUGAACUGGAUUUGGAGAAGAAAUGCUCAGAAGAGCUGAAGGAAGCAAUACAGAUGGCAAUGGAGGGCCAUGCACGCAUGCUUGAACAGUAUGCAGAUCUUGAGGAGAAACAUAUUCAUUUGCUUAUGAGGCAUAGGAACAUUCAAGAUGGAAUAGAAGAUGUCAAGAAAGCAGCUGCCAAAGCAGGAGUGAGGGGUGCUGAAUCUAAGUUUAUAAAUGCUCUUGCUGCAGAAAUCUCAGCACUAAAAGUGGAAAGAGAAAAAGAGAGGCGAUAUUUCAGGGAUGAGAAUAAAGGUUUGCAGGCCCAACUGAGGGAUACUGCUGAGGCUGUGCAGGCUGCUGGUGAACUACUUGUGCGUCUUAAAGAAGCAGAAGAAGCUGUUGCUGCUACCCAGAAGCAAGCUAUGGAUGCUGAACAAGAAACUGAGAAAGCUUAUAAACAGAUUGAUAAAAUGAAGAAAAAAUAUGAGAAGGAUAUCAUUUCAUUGAACCAGUUACUUGCUGAGUCUCGUUUGCCUAAAGAAGCAAUAAGACCCGCUUGUGAUGACUCUGAUGCAGUGAAAUCUGAUGCUGGAGAGACCACUAAUACAGGUGAUCAGCGAUGGCGAGGUGAGUUUGAGGCAUUAUGUAAUGUCGAAGAAGGUGAAUUAUCAAAACUUGCAGAACCCUCUUCUUGGUUCUCAGGGUAUGAUCGAUGCAACAUAUAGACAAGACAGGACAUGGUAAUGGCAUACUAGUGUAUAUUGUAUAUACACUAUACUAACAGAUUCUGUUACAUAGCCCUGAAUCAUCUUGUAGCAGUUUUUUUUACUGGUAUUUUAGUUGUUCUCACCAAUUGUAAGGACCAAUGUAUUGGUUCUCUGUGUGUGCCCUGUAUUCAUUUUGGAUUCUUGAAUCAUAAAAGUUGAAUGAAUGAAUCAAUGUUUGUAUUCUUUUAUUGA